AUGGCUUCCAAGCUAUCCAUAUUAUGCACCUUCUUUCUACUGAGCAUGCUCCUCUCCUCGUCUCCAUCUCUUGCAGGCUCUUCCACCGAAGAUGGCAUUUGCAACUCCACACAAUACCCAUCUUUUUGCAAAUCAAGAUUACCACCUAACAAGUCUGGCAGUACCAUACACGAUAAUGGCAGGCACUUUGUUCACCUCUCUUUAUCAUCAGCACAAGACUUUAGCCAGCUCAUCAAAUCAUACCUAACUCCACAUUCCUCGUAUUCCGAAGCCACCAUUCAUGCCCUCCAAGAUUGUCAGUUUUUAGCUGACCUGAAUGUGGAUUUCCUGUCGAAAACUUCUCAAACUGUUAAUUUUACAGAUAGUGUAAACAGCUUGCUAGCAGAUGACUUGCAAACAUUGUCUAGUGCCACCUUAACAAACCAAGAAACAUGUUUUGAUAGCCUUCAAGAGGUAGCAUCAGACUCCAGCGUCAGAAAAGAACUGCUAGAUCCCCUAUCUAAUGGGACUAAGGUUUAUAGCAUUUCUCUCGAUCUUUUGAAUCGUGGUUGGGUUGUUCAGGCAAAGAGAGGAAGAAUGUUAACAGAAAGAAAAUUUAUAUUUUCCAAGAUAUUGGAAAAUGCUAGAAAGAAACUUUCCCCAGCUUUAGUAAUGUCAUUGCGCAACAAACAAGAAAGUUCCGAGUCUGCAAUUGUGAGGAAGCUGCUUCAGACUAUGGGCAACAUAUUGGUGAGCCGAAGGGUGGUUGUGAACCCAAAUGGUAGUGGAAACUUCAAAACUAUCAAUGAUGCUGUGGCUGCUGCUCCAAACAAUACCGGAACUAGUAAUAGCUAUUUUGUGAUUCACGUGGUAGCCGGGGUCUAUGCAGAGUAUGUUUCCAUUGCUAAGAAUAAACAAAACUUGAUGAUGAUUGGAGAUGGUGUCAACCGGACUGUGAUCACAGGCAAUCAUAGCGUUGCAGAUGGUUGGACUACAUUUAAUUCUUCGACAUUUGCUGUGGCCGGGCAGGGAUUUGUAGCAACAAACAUCACCUUUCGCAACACAGCCGGAGCAAUCAAGAACCAAGCUGUGGCAGUCCGUAAUGGAGCUGACCUCUCCACAUUUUACAGAUGCAGUUUUGAAGGCUACCAAGACACAUUAUAUACGCAUUCAAUGAGGCAAUUUUACAGAGAAUGCGAUAUCUAUGGCACGGUUGAUUUCAUAUUUGGUAAUGCCGCCGCUGUUUUCCAAGACUGCAACAUUUACCCAAGACUUCCACUGCAAGGACAGUUCAAUGCCAUCACCGCACAAGGCAGAACAGAUCCCAACCAAAACACCGGAACUUCCAUCCAUAACUGCAGCAUUAAAGCAGCCAAGGACUUGGCCUCUGGCGAUGGAACUACGAAAACGUACCUCGGGAGGCCAUGGAAGCAGUAUUCAAGAACUGUUUAUAUGCAAUCUUUUAUGGAUAGCCUCAUUGACCCUUCAGGUUGGCAGGAAUGGUCUGGGACUUUUGCCCUGAGUACGUUGUACUAUGCAGAGUACAAUAAUUCAGGGCCUGGAUCGAACACCAGUGGAAGGGUUACAUGGCCCGGUUACCAUGUUAUAAAUGCGACAGAUGCUGCCAACUUCACUGUGUCAAAAUUCAUACAAGGAGAUGCGUGGUUGCCUGCGACUGGGGUGCCUUACAAUGGUGGUUUGCUAUAA
Messenger RNA from Carya illinoinensis, 1686 nucleotides. Its product is annotated as pectinesterase-like. The transcript is spliced from 2 exons. The record is from RefSeq and is a predicted model, not a curated record. Bases 1 to 1686 code for a protein of 561 amino acids. NCBI's taxonomy places the organism in Eukaryota, Viridiplantae, Streptophyta, Magnoliopsida, Fagales, Juglandaceae. Gene Ontology annotation, molecular function: pectinesterase activity; pectinesterase inhibitor activity. Gene Ontology annotation, biological process: cell wall modification.